AUGCAGGUUGGUUGCAAAGCACUAGUAUCUGCCGUAAGUCACAAGACGUCAGAUUACUAUGGAAUGUUAUGUGAAAUCGCACCAGAGUUACAGGAUUCAAGACCAGGAUGGCUUCAUAGCAAUCAGUACGUUCAACCUUUACUUGAUUCGUAAAUAAGUUAGAUUUCUUUGUUUGCAUUUCUAACUUCUAUCCCAGAUGCUGAAAAUCUCUUUGUCCUUUAAAUUCCUGGGUAUUGGUCGCACGCACCCCAUAUUAUAUCUACAAGUUCAAUAUUUUUAACUUUUAGUCACCUUUACGUUUUUCCGAUGACUCAAGACAUUCAUGAUAGAAGAGUCAUCCAACGCUCUAUAUGCUGAAUGUUGACAGGGUGGGUUGAGGUUAGCCAACCGACUCCGGUUCUACCGUAGCUGUGCUCCAUUAUCAGACAUGAGUCAUAAGGUGGCUGCUAGAGACGUUCUUAGGCAGGCUUCAUCAGUCUAAUAGAUAGUCCUAAGUUGAAAACAAUGUAGUUGUGACGUAAUUACCGGAAAGGUCUAUUGAGAUUCGUCCCUUCACAAUUCAACUGAGCUUUCAGCUGCAAGUAAGGAUGAUGAACACCCCACUUACUGUACUUACUUCCUUACCUAAGUGUAGUGAACUAAAUGAGGAAUUACACCAUAGUCCAAUGCAUAUAUAGAGCAUAACAUACACUGAUCUCAAAAAUGUAUAGUAUAGUAUAGUAUAGUAUAUAUAUAUAUAUAUACAUACAUACUGUACUCAUUGAUAAUUAUAUAUUACAGUAUAUGCUACUAAUAUUAGUGGAUUGCUUCCAAAUCAAUGAUCUGAAUGUUUUAAGUUUUUGCAACUGCUCUGGAAGAGAUGAAGUAUUUAUUAUCAUUAUUUUGUUUUUAGUGUACCAAUGCUUCAACACGUAAUUACGAUUGGAGACGAAAAAUUUCGGUAUAGUAUAUACAAGCGAUACUUCAUAAAAGUUGUUGAUUUCUAGGCGACUCAAACGAGCAGGCUCUUUAGGGUUAAAAAUAGAGACUGUAUGGAAACAUACUUUCAAAAACUCAUUAAUAAUUCAUGAAGCAAUUAUCCAAUCUUGAGUAAGAAAUUAGUCACGUGCAUACGUCUUUAUACCAGCUAAAGAACACUUUAACAAAAGACCUUUGUUAUGCAAACUAUAUAUAAAGAUUUUUAUAUAAAGAUUUCUAUAUAAAGAUUUUUAUAUAAAGGUUUUUAUAUAAAGAUUUGCCUUAUUAUGCAAACGUUUUUGAAGCCAUUUAAAAAACUCGCGGGUCGUGUUUUAUUAGGUCUAAAGCCACUCGCGCUGCGCGCUCGUGGCUUUAAACCUAAUAAAACACUCCUGCUCGUUUUUUAAAUAGAACAUGAAACAUAACCGGUCAUGAUUUAUCACCCAAAAAUCUCACUCAAUCUCACACGUUAUUCAAAGGCAUAGAAACACUGUAUACAGUAUACAAACUCAAAAUCUGUUCCAGGCGUAUUGUUUUGAAAAUAUUCAAUCAUGGUUUAACACAUUAGACAUUCAUCCAAACUUAUCUUUGGUUUUUAUCAUAUGUAGCAAUCUUAAAAGCUUCAUGAUUUUAAUUGUCAACCAGACAUUUCCUGACAAUACGAAAUCGUGUACUUUUUUAAAUAUUGCACAAACGUUAAGUGAGAUGUAUAGUUUUCUUUGACCGACUAUAAAUUUCACGGAAUGAGUCAGUGACUCCUCACAACGUGCAUAAACUCAAAAUAUGACUAUCAAGGUUUGGAAACACUCCACGUGGAACCUUCGUUCACGCCCAUUUUUACCAUUAUUACGUGGUUAAUACGUUAUUCCGUAUAUAGAUAGUAUAUGGAUAAGUUUUCCCACUUUGCAUACGUGUGGAUUAUCCGAUAAGCCAUUUGACUGUGGAAUAUAAUACUGAAGGACUGGUGUUUCCUGAUUGGUUGAUUUCAUGAUACGAUUUUAGGGGCGGAUAUUCGAAACUGUAUCCCGUCAAUGCAUGCUCUCUUUCCAUGGACUAAAGGCUAGUUUCCACUCAGGAAAAUUAUCCGUGGAUUGGAACGGGCAAGAAAAUGUUUCUUUGUGUUAAAGUCAUUAGUUCCAACCCAGAGCUCACAAGACAAAGAAACAUUUUCUUGUCCAUUCCAAUCCACGGAUAAUUUUCCGGAGUGGAAACUAGCCUUAAGAGAACCUGCUCGCAGGCUACAAUCGUUACACACCAGAGCUAUCUACUGAGUUCUUCAUUAUAUUUUUCUUAGGGGUACACUUUCCUUUCGCGAAGUGAUGUGUGCUGGUGGACAUAGCGAAUUGGAAGAAUUGACUGCUCUUCAGCAACGUCUACAAUUUGAUGACCCAAUUAAUAUACAAUUUACUUCUGUACGUAUAGAUAUUUGUAGCAUUCAUAUGCAAUGCUAUCUUCAUAACAACAUGUACAGCUCGUGCCUCGUCUACAUGCCCUCAUGCCUUAGGGGAAGAUCACAACUUCUAGGGGGCUGCAGGGCUGCAGAACUCUAAGCCAUAAUAUACCUCAGUGACGCAGAAUCUAAUAUACAGUAUAAACAAAAUUGCUUCAAUAACUCAUACGCUGAAGCUGCGCCAUACAUAUAUCACUCUGCUUAACAAUACAAUAUAGGUGCUAUAUUUAUUAAAAAAUAUCGCGUGAACUAUAGAAAUUAGUCAUUUUACAAAUAACUACACAAUUCGGCAAAUAUACUUACCAAAACCUCGCGAAAAAUGGCUCAACGGCAAGGUUGUGGGGCUACCUUGGGAAGCAUCUAUUCCGAGGCCCGGUCUUUAUAGUUUGAGUUUUUUCAACGUACCAACUUGCAGCGAAAUGCUUGUAUUGAACUACUACUGUACUAGUAUUCUUAAUUUCCGUCCACGUUUAUUCUCAUUUAAUCUAGGGCACAACUGGAAACCCUAAAGGUGUCACAUUGAGUCAUCACAACAUUCUCAACAACGCUUUUCUAACGGGCUCAACGAUAAAAUAUGCAGAAGAG
Paramuricea clavata is the source of this 2992-nucleotide messenger RNA. The record is from the annotation of a GenBank genome assembly. Lineage: Eukaryota; Metazoa; Cnidaria; Anthozoa; Malacalcyonacea; Plexauridae.